AUGUACGUCAACGCAGUCGUGAACACCUGCGUCGUUGAGCCCCUACUUGACACAAGAUCUGACAUCACACUGCUGAAUGGGAAGUCGUGGAAGAAAUUGAGCUAUGGACCAUGUAUAGAAUCGUGGAAAUGGCGAAAUGGGGUAUCACAUGCACAUGAUGGUGCACAUAUCGGAUAUGAAGCUUGCACAAAAUCAGACGCAGAGGAAGCACUGAAGAAAAGAUAUCCGGAACUCUUUGAGGAAGGCCUGGGACGUUGCACUAAGGGGGAAGUCACCCUAUUACUAAUAUCAAAUGCGCACCCCGUAUUUUGCCGCAGUCGACCAGUUCCUUACGCAGCUUUGGAAGCAGUGAAUGCUGAGCUGAGUAGACUGCAACAAAUGGGAGUCAUCGCACCAGUAAAUGGGCCGCACCCAUUGUUUGCCACAAGAAGCAAAUAG
Messenger RNA from Haemonchus placei, 438 nucleotides. The record is from the annotation of a GenBank genome assembly. NCBI's taxonomy places the organism in Eukaryota, Metazoa, Nematoda, Chromadorea, Rhabditida, Trichostrongylidae.